CGAGGCGCAUUUGCGAGGAGCGUCCAAACUUUGCGCACAAGGCUGAAGGUGUUGCCUUCAGUUUAAGCUCCAGAGUGUCCAGUUCCGGCUGAUCAUGUUCAAUGAGGACGAAAGAUAAGAAGAAGAAGCCUGUCUGGGUGGGACUCACACAAAUUGUACCUCUGGGUGAGAUUUAGUGACUGAGAGCGCGCUCCUCCGCCUGGAUGUAUGGUUGACUCCAGAAGACAGAACAUUUGCAAUAUAUUCACUGGAUGUAAUUCAUGCCCAUUGAAAUGGAGGGCAAAUUGUUGUUCACAUGGAUGCUGCUGUGUUCGCUCCUGCGGCCGUCGGCUGCACAAAACACCCGACCUGAAGGAGUGCUGAACUGCUGCGAGGGGGAUGUCCUCUUCUUGGUGGAUUCCUCUGGGAGCGUGUCGUCCUACGAACACUCCCGCAUGCUCGCCUUCCUGUCUGAGCUCCUCCUCCCCUUUUCGCUGGGAGAGGACCAGGUGAGGGUUGGACUUCUGCAGGUGGGAACCAAACCACGCCUUGAGUUUGGCUUUGGCAAAUAUCACACCCAAAGUGGUCUCCAAGGGGCUCUGACAAACAUCAAGCCUCUCAGAGGGGACACCAACACAGUGGAUGCGUUGAAAAUGGCUAAAGAGUGGGUGCUGCGACCCGGAGCGGCGGACGGGGCCCGGGCGGGGCUCCCCAGGGUGCUGGUGUGGUUGACGGAUGGGGUGAAACCAGGGGAUGUGAUCGGACCAAUGGCUGAGCUGCAGGAGGAGGGUGUGGCUGUGCUGGUGGUCUCCACAGGGCACGGCAACUAUCAGGUGCUGAGGCGGGUGGUGAGUCCACCUGUGGAAGACCACUUGUACUUUGUGGACAUUGAUGACAUGAGCAUCAUCACAGAGGACCUGCGGGAUGCCAUCAUUGAAAUUAUCCGAGCUGAGCGAAUCCAUGUCCGAGACAUCUCUACCAACUCCGCCACACUCCACUGGCGACCUGUUCUGUCUGGUUUGAGCGGCCACUACGAGAUCCUCUUUAGCCCACUUGUGACUGGAGGAGCAGGAGGUGCUGGUGGGACUGGGACCAGUACGAGCACUCUUGGAACGCAGUACCAGAAACUUCGACAGUCUGCAAGUUCGAGCACUGCCUUGCUAACAGGCCUCAAGCCUGACACCACCUAUACAGCAACACUGACCCCAGAGUCCAAUGAGCAAGUGUUUAACACGCUCUCUGUGACCUUCACGACAAAGCCAGAGGUGAUCAGCCCAGCUGUAGUAACAGUCUCUGAGUUGCGGCAAAACAGCAUUCAAGUGAGUUGGGGUCCUCUUCAGCCAGAGACGGUCACAAGUUACUACAUUGAGUAUUCUGCCCUGCCCAGGGGCAAGCUCAAUGCUGUUACAGUGAGCCCAACGCAGAACUCUACUCUGCUCAGAGGCCUCCAACCAGAUACCACCUACCUGGUCACCGUGAGUGCUCGGCACGCCUCAGGAAAGGAGAAGGCCAUGUCUGUCAAAGUGUGCACUCAGGAAGUGACCCCAGCCCUGGCAGACCUCCAGCUCACCACGGUGGGCAGUGACUCAGUGCAAGUGGACUGGAAGGGCAGCGUGGCUGGUUUGAAGGGCUACUGGCUCACCUGGGAGUCCCUGCAGAGCUCUGUCCCUGGCCAGCGCUCCUCCCUUUAUCUGCCACCUGACUCCCUGUCAACACGACUCAACCACCUCCCCCCUUCGGCUAGAGUGUGUGUGUCACCCAUUUACCGUACGGCACGGGGAGAGGGACUAUGUUGCACAGCACAGUUUCAUUCAGAUGCACUAGCAUAUGGCUACCAUUCAUAGCACCCCUGAUCUGCAAUUGCACCUUAUUAAACAUGGAGGCUGUGUGAGAAGAAUGCUGACUUUCAUCCAUUAUUCUUUGCCCUGCCUUUCCCCUCUGUGGACAUCAUCCAGGAGAGCUGUGGCUUGGCUCGCUGAGCCCUCAUGUGGAAGCCACAGACACCUAAGAGAGGUCUGAGACAGUAUUGGCACAUUGGCUUCUAUAAUCUACAACACAGAGGAUCUGCUUUUCUGUUUUUGCUGUCUCACCUGGUUUACACCUGUAGUAAAAGUAUAAUGCGUCAGUAAAGAUGCAAACUUAAGAUAACGAUAUUUCUUAGGUCUGUUUUGCAGAGACCGAGCAAGGCAUGCUGGGAAUGUUAAUGUUUCACGUGGCUUGUUUCGGAAAACGGCUUUGCACCAUAUGUGGGCCACGUGCCCGAAUCGGCAAUUCUGUUUUGUCUUUUUUUUUUUUUACCAGCGAGCAUCUGAUUUACAUUUAUAAUGAAUACUUGUGUCUUCUACUUCAAUGACUUCUCUGUCAACACAUGCUUGACAGCAUUGGAGACUUGCAUGUGCACACUGGAGUGCAAUAAGGCAACAUUAAAUUGUGGUCCUCAAAAACAGGAACCUCAGGAUUGCUUUGAACUUUGAAAAAAACAGACCAACCACAUGCCCUGAAACUAGAGAGAUGCUGAUACAGAUGGGUGUAGCUGAGGGUAGCCUUGCAUAAAUGUCUGACAUAAAUCCAUCAUUCAUAUUUAUUAAUCAAAGAAUCAUGUAAGUAUGAAAAUUAAUAGCUUAGAGUAUUUACAGAAAUGCUGUUUACAUUUUGAGACUGUUACCUUUUUACUGCCAGUCUUUGCUGCCCCCUACUGAAAGGAUCUUUACAGGCUUACUGCUGAUCUUUUACUGGUUACUGAGCAAAUAUGUUGUUGUAUGUUUGUUGACUACCAUUGAAAUUUAACACAAGCUUUCAAUAAAGUCACAUAAUAAUUUUG
Amphiprion ocellaris (clown anemonefish) is the source of this 2800-nucleotide messenger RNA. RefSeq names its product von Willebrand factor A domain containing 1 (gene vwa1). The transcript has 6 exons. Lineage: Eukaryota; Metazoa; Chordata; Actinopteri; Pomacentridae. The record is from RefSeq and is a predicted model, not a curated record. The coding region runs from base 261 to 1823 and encodes 520 amino acids. Gene Ontology annotation, molecular function: protein binding.